GAUCAUUACCACAAUCUGCUUAGUGUGCGCAUUGGUUCUCAAUGCCGCAAAAGAAAAACAAAGGAAGCCUUAAUCGGCAGGUCUCAGGUGAGGAUGAAGACCUUUCUGCCUUGGGAGUGCCGCUGGAUGCAGUUGUGAAGAUUUGGUGUGCGCACAGCAUACCAAACUUCUCCUUGCCCUGGCAGAGAAGACGGCAGGAGCGAUCAACAGGAUCCGGCUUUUGCAUAGAUACUGACCGGCGAGUGCUCAUCACCAAUGCACAUUGUGUGGAAUGGCACGCGCAGGUGAAAGCCCAACGUCGUGGCUCUGAUGUAAAGCAUUUGGCAAAGGUCCUUUCUAUUGGCUGGGAAUGCGAUGCUGCUGUGCUCACUGUGGAGAAUGAUGAGUUCUGGGAGGGCCUUCAGCAAGUGAAGCUGAGCCAAAAGUUGCCUCACCUUGAAGAGGAUGUUCUGUGUGUCGGCUUUCCGAUCGGUGGAGAUACCAUCAGUGUCACCAGUGGUGUCAUCUCCCGGAUCGAGGUCACAACCUACACACAGGCCUCUGCAGAAUUGUUGGGCAUCCAAAUCGAUGCUGCCAUUAAUAGUGGCAAUAGCGGUGGGCCUGCAUUCAACAGAAAUGGGGAAUGUGUUGGCAUUGCCUUUCAGAGCAUGAACGCUGAUGAAGCGGAGAACAUUGGCUACGUGAUUCCCAGCUUGGUAGUCACACAUUUUCUGAAGGAUUUGUUGAAGCAUGGGAAGUACACUGGCUUCCCCACAUUGGGUGUGGAAACCCAGACCAUGGAGAAUUCACAGCUGCGAGAGGCGUUUGGCAUGAGCCACAAGCAAAAAGGUGUCCUCAUCAACCGAGUAACACCAACUUCAGCAGCAGCAGAGGUGCUCAAGGCCAACGACAUUUUGCUGGCCUUUGAUGGUGAGCCGAUCGGAAAUGAUGGAACUGUCCGCUUUCGCAAACACGAGCGAGUGAUGUGCUCCUGGUUAGUGGCGCAGAAGUUCUUUGGCGAGACGGCAACCCUGACAGUACUUCGAGAAGGCAAAGAGCUGGAGCUGAAGAUCGAGAGCCUCUACCCAGAGGUCCCGCUUGUUCCUGUGCACCUCUUCAACAAGCCAGUUCCAGGCCCUUCCUACUUCAUUGUCGCUGGCUUGGUGUUCACAGUGCUCUCAGAGCCCUUGCUUGAGUCUGAGUUUGGUGCAGACUGGGAGCACAAGGCUCCAAUCGAGAUGGUCAAGUCUGCCAUACAGUCCCGUGCCGACUCUCGAGAUCAACAGCUGGUGGUGCUCACUCAGGUGCUGGCUCACGAGUUGACAAUGGGCUACGAUCACUUGGAAAACAUGCAGCUCCUUGCUGUGGGCGAUGUGCCGGUGCUAAAUUUGCGCCAUGCCAUGGAGCUCACGGAAGCCUGUGAGGGGCCAUACUUGCGCUUCAACCUGCAGCAGAACCAGGUCCUGAUUCUUCGCGCUGCAGAAGCUAGGAAUGCCACAGCCGAGGUGCUGGAGAAGCACGGUAUUCCACAAGAGAAGAGCCCCGAUUUGGUGGGCGAAAGCUCGAAGCAAGUGAAGUGAGAGCAAGUCUCUUAGUCCUCUUGACUGAAGACUGUACACGUCAAUCUAAAGCGGUACAACGAAGAGUGAUCGUAACUUCGCCUUCAAAGGGGAGGCCAGAGUGGCUAGUCGGCUGCGAACCAUUCAACGCGUCCAAUGUGACCUGUAUGAACUAGAGGAGGACAGCUGCAACUCAGAGGCAACUCAGAGGAUGACAAAGUCCAUGAAAAAAAAUCUUGGCCAUCCUUGGUCUGUGUUCCCGAGCUCUUGAUCCUGGAAGUUAGACCGGAGUGACACAGUUGUCUUGAUGAAAUGCUGAAUGCAAAGCACUUGCUGCUAUGAUCUGAUAAUGUUGUUUGUCUCCGGGGGAAAGCACCUGA
Durusdinium trenchii is the source of this 1918-nucleotide messenger RNA. Lineage: Eukaryota; Dinophyceae; Suessiales; Symbiodiniaceae. The record is from the annotation of a GenBank genome assembly.